Molecule: messenger RNA, 222 nt
Organism: Fusarium pseudograminearum CS3096
Lineage: Eukaryota; Fungi; Ascomycota; Sordariomycetes; Hypocreales; Nectriaceae
Exons: 6
Coding region: 1-222 (73 amino acids)
Source: RefSeq, a predicted model, not a curated record
AUGGAUGCAUGUAUGCACGAUCUUCCUAUCCUGGUCAAGUCCUGCAGACCAGUCGGUCUCAGUUCUCAGACAAAUAAUAUCCUGAUGACCGUUGGCUCCCCGCUAAUCGCCCUACAACAGGUACGUACAUACAUACAACUGCCUACCUCCCGUACACCACUCACUACCUACAUUGGUAUGCUUGAUUUUGUUGAUGUCGCACAGCAGGGUGAACUGGGCUGA